AUGAAACAUGAGAAAUAUAUAUAUUCUAAACUGGAAAGUGUUGAAAUUAUUUAAACAUAAGAAAUAGUAUCUAAUGUUUAUCAACUUAUAGCAUUACAUUAAAUUGAAGAUAUUAUAUAAAUUUAUUAUUUAAAUGUUGAAGAAUUAAUAUUGUUAUAUGAAUAUAAUGUUGCUAUGGCUAAAAUUUUAAGACCCUUUAAAUAUUCAAUUAAUUAGAAUUAUUUAAUUAUUGCAGCCAACAUACAAGAAAAAUAAUUUUUACUAACUUUCGCAAUAUUUAAGAAUAAGAAUUUAAAAUUAAUUAAAACUAUAGAGAUAAGUUCAUUAAAAUUUCUUUUAGAAAACAAUUAUUUAUAUUAUUUUGAUAAAUCUAAUAAUUUUAGAGUUUAUAAUAUUGAAUAUUUUGAAGUGACUCUUAAAAAUCUUAUUCCUAAAUAAAAGGAUUUUUUACAUAUUUAAUAGUUUUCUUUUGAAAUCUUUCUUGUUGAUUCAAAUGAAUCUUAUAUGAAAAUAUCAUUUUUUUUAAUGAAAUCUAAUUAAUGUUAUCAAUUAUUUCCUAUUUAAAAUUAAAUAUAGCUAUAACUGAAUAAUAGAAACUUUUUAAGAAUCAAACUAGAUGAAUUAUUUCUAGGGCAAAUAUAUAACUUAACUUCCUUAUAAAAUAAUAAUACAUAUUUGAAUGGGCCUUUUUUACUAUAAGAAAAAAUAUCAAAUUAUAAAUAACAUUAUACUAUCAAAAUUAGAACUAUAUAUCUCUAAUAAACUAAUAAUUUAAGUGAAUUGUAGAAAAAAACAAAAAUAUAUCUUAUACAUCUUGAAUCAGGUAUAGAAGUUGUCAAAAAUUAUGAGGAAAUCAAAAAAUAUUUUCAAAUAGAAUAUGGAAUGUUUUUAGAUAUGUUUUGUGAAAAUGAAUAUUUUUUAUAAGUUUUAUUUUUAACGAAUUAGAAUGAUUUGUAAGUUAUAAAAUUUUUAAUUAAAGAUAAUUAUUUGAUUUUAGAUGAACAACAAUUAGUAAUAUAAUAAAAUAUUAAUUUAAAUUUUUAUAAUUAGGUUUUGAAAAUUGGUAAGUUAAUUGCUUUAAAUUCGGAUUCAAAUCCUUAUCUGUACUAUUUAACAGAAUAAACUAUUAAAUCACUUGAAAAUUAAAAAGAGUUUGAGAAAAUUAUUUUUAUUAAAAAUGCUAAUGAUUUAUACCUAACUACACAAAAUUACUUUUAAGAAUAAUAUUGGUAAAUUCAAAUUCUUGUAUUAAAAACCUAAAAAUUGGAAAUAUUUUUAUAACGUUUGAUUGAUAUAGAUUUAAUAUUUUAAGAAUUAAAAAAGUAUAUUUUAAUUGAAGAUAUAAUAGAUCAGGAAGUUACUGA
Messenger RNA from Paramecium sonneborni, 1364 nucleotides. The record is from the annotation of a GenBank genome assembly. Lineage: Eukaryota; Ciliophora; Oligohymenophorea; Peniculida; Parameciidae.